This is a messenger RNA of Bactrocera dorsalis (oriental fruit fly), 706 nucleotides long. RefSeq lists its product as uncharacterized. Bases 177 to 530 code for a protein of 117 amino acids. The transcript has 2 exons. The record is from RefSeq and is a predicted model, not a curated record. Lineage: Eukaryota; Metazoa; Arthropoda; Insecta; Diptera; Tephritidae.
UAUUUACAAACACAUACAUAAUGUGCAUAUGUGCGUAAUUACAGUUAUUUUAGUGAAAUGAGAAAUUGUCACGUAGCAAUUUUUUAUAAAUUUUGUCAGCAAGCAAAAAUGACCCCCAGUCGAUUCGUUAAGCCAGUAAGUGUUUACUCCAGUAUAACGGCAUAGAGUUUUAGAAGAUGUCUAGUCGUAAAAUUUCGCUUCUCUUGUUGGUGGCAUAUUCCAUAGCAUUAAUACACGCACGACCUAAUGAAGAGCUUGCUGCGCGGCUCUCACGCCUCUACUUGGAUCCAGCGAAUGACGAACGCUUCAAUGACAUCGAACGGUUCAACGGCGACGAAGUGCAGUAUUCCGCCAGAGAGGAUAUGAUGGAUAAAGAAGUAAUCUUACGGAUUAUGGAUGUGUCUUCCAAAAAACCUGAUGAAAGUGAGGCACUCACCCAAAGUGCCGAAAUAGAGGAAGGACUAACGCGGUCGAUGGUUUCUUCGAUAUUCAGAUUUAUGGGCAAUGUGAUGGGACACUUUAUACGCUGAGCGUAAUAAUUAAAUACAUAAAUAUACAUAUGUAUGUAUGUAUGCAAUAUUUUCAUAAGUAAACUAAUAUGCUUCCAGAAGAAAGAAAUUUGUAACAAUUUUCGAAAGCAGCUUAUAUGUACAUACGUCAAUGGACUUUCUUAUACCAAUAAAUAGCACGCAUUGGCAACGGCGAA